AUGGAGAGAACCCCGAUGGCAGAAUCAAGCACACAUGGCAGCGUAACGCAGGCCAUGCCCAACUUCAUAAGUCAACUCCCAGACCACAUCAUCUACCUCAUCCUCUCCUUUCUACCCACCAAACAGUCUGAUGUAACGAGUACCCUCUCCAAGAGAUGGAGAACCCUUUGGGCCCACGUCCCAACCCUAGAUCUCCACAGUGGGACCCAUCAUCCGAAUUUCCCCGCAAUAGUUGACCACGUCCUGUCGCUCCACGAGGCGUCGGUCCUCGAAUCCUUUUCCCUCUACCAAGAGAACUCGACGGAUUUCACAGAAUCCGAGCUCGAGAACUGGAUCACGCUCGUCCUCCUCGAACGCAACGUCAAAAGCAUUAAACUCAAUUUGGACUCCGAAAUUAUGGUCAAAUUGCCGAAAUGCCUCUUUACGAGCCAAACUUUGGUCAACUUGAGGCUCGAAAUUUGCGCGCUGCCCACUUUCACCGAACCCAUAUCCUUGCCCAGCCUCAAGACACUCUACCUAUGUUUGGUUCAGUACGAGGUUAAUUUUACCCUUCCUUGGCUGCUUGAGGGGUGUCAGGUCCUCGAGAAGUUGACCGUCAGUGGGAUCGCGAAUGCUUUGGACCAAUUGAUUGUGGCCUCGGCCUCGUUGAGGAGUCUCGAGCUCAAACUCUUGUUUGACAAUGUAAAUUGCUUGGUGCUCGUGGAUGCUCCUGGGCUGAGGUGUCUUAAGGUGAACGAGUGCUCGUACUUGCGGAUUGGGUUUAGACGGGUGGCCAAUUACUUGGCCGAGGCAGAUAUUAGCUUCAACAAUUACAUGUUUCAAGAGAAUGAGAUCCUCUGUGUUGUCGACCUUCCUGCUGCUCAGUUAUACGUGACGUUUAGCAAUUUAGUCAGCCUCGAACUAGCUACUGGUUGGCGUAUUAUCCUGAAGAUCUUUAAGAGCGCGGAAAACCUUGAAGUUCUUAUUAUCCAUAAGGGUUAUGACAACCUGAAAAGGUGGUCAGAACUUAUGGAGGGACAAUGUGCUUGCCUUCUCUAUUCUCUCAAAAUUGUUGUAAUCGAUGAGUUCGGGUGGACAGAUGAUGAGUUGGAAGUCUAG
Striga hermonthica is the source of this 1098-nucleotide messenger RNA. Lineage: Eukaryota; Viridiplantae; Streptophyta; Magnoliopsida; Lamiales; Orobanchaceae. The record is from the annotation of a GenBank genome assembly.